This is a messenger RNA of Microdochium trichocladiopsis, 477 nucleotides long. RefSeq lists its product as uncharacterized. The transcript has a single exon. NCBI's taxonomy places the organism in Eukaryota, Fungi, Ascomycota, Sordariomycetes, Xylariales, Microdochiaceae. The coding region runs from base 1 to 477 and encodes 158 amino acids. The record is from RefSeq and is a predicted model, not a curated record.
AUGUCUCAUAUGAAAGCCGUAGGUUUCAAGGGUGAGAAGAUUGUGAUUACUAGCACCACAACCCCUCCAGCUCAGCUAUCCCGCCACCUGCUCACGGCCAAUCUACCUUGGCUCACCAACUCCUUCUACAAUACAGGUUUCGAUCAUUUGGCAAAGAAACUCCGCAAUUGGUCGUAUGACAACUGGACCAGCCGUUUUCGAUCGCGCGCUGGAUUUCCUGCCUUUCGUCGUGAAGAAGCCGACCACGCCGACUUCACCUACCGGGACAGUGCAUUGUCUAUGCGCAGGUGGCUAAACAAACUCGCUGUUCCCAUCGAUCCAUCGUGGUCAAUCUACACGACAUAUCAUAUCGAAGUCAAGACGACCAAUAACAAUCACAAGGCGCCCUUUCGAAUCAGCGACAAUCAGCUGGAACUAGUAAGCUCUGAUUCUGGUCUUGUAGAGUUCCCUAUGGGAGUAUCGUCGUGCCACAAUUAA